Chelmon rostratus (copperband butterflyfish) is the source of this 3734-nucleotide messenger RNA. RefSeq names its product ring finger protein 26 (gene rnf26). NCBI's taxonomy places the organism in Eukaryota, Metazoa, Chordata, Actinopteri, Chaetodontiformes, Chaetodontidae. The record is from RefSeq and is a predicted model, not a curated record. Bases 486 to 1835 code for a protein of 449 amino acids. The transcript has a single exon. Gene Ontology annotation, molecular function: ubiquitin protein ligase activity. Gene Ontology annotation, biological process: ubiquitin-dependent protein catabolic process; protein ubiquitination.
GUCAGCUGACAUGACCAAAACAAAUAUGGUGACCGCACUAACGAUGGUGAAUAUAUCGCACAUACCGCCGUGUUUUUCUUCGUCUCACUUGGUUUCACCUGCUCGUUUUACGGAUUACACAUUUUGUAAAGUGACCGUUUCACUAAUCAAAUGUGUCUGGACCGUGUCCUGAACAGAAAGCCAAAACGAAACCCGGAAAAUCAACGGAAGUGCCUGCCUCGCGUUUGAACCUAAACAUCCGCCAGCGUAACGCAUGUGUUUACUAUGUUAGCUCGUCGUUUCAGCCGAACAAACGUGAGGAAAAUAUGAGAAGCAAUGUUAACGGAACGAGGAAUGCUGUGACUUCCUGCUUCGCGUGACACAGGACAGCUAACACUCUGUAAAAUGUAGCUAACGUCUCGAUAUCCAACCGCGAUCAGAUCGACAGGAAAUGGACUUGGAGACAACCUGAGAGGUGAACAUAGACACGGUAACGAUAUAAUACCAUGGGUUUGGUGAACUUUGUAAUAUCCACUGUAGGAAAAUGCCUGGACGCCGUCUGCUUACUGCUGGACCUGAAUUUUAUCAUCGUCCACACCGUGGUGCGGACUGUUCUGGCGGUUAUCACCUUUAUAACCAGCCUGCCGACCCUCCUCCUCAACUCAGUGGUGCAGCUGGGAAACAUGAUGGUGUGUGGCUUGAUUUCCAUGGCAGAAGCAACAUCAAACGUCGCCCACGGGACUGUCACCAUGCUGGGGAGCUUGGUGCUGGCUUUGGAGGGGCUGCUGGAGAGCCUGAAGAUGGUGGGUUAUCUGUCCAUGCACGUCCUGCUUCGUGGGAAGGAGCACCUGUGUCGAGGCCUGCUGUCCCUGCUGGAGGGCUGUGGCAUCGCCGUCAGCCUUGUGGUCUAUUUCGCCAACACUGUGGUCAACUUUGCACUCAUCGCCACUCAGAAUGUUUACCUGGCGGUGGUCAGUGUGUGGCAGACGGUCUCCAGCCCACUGCAGAAGGUGCUGGAGCUCACGCUGACGUCCUUCACCUUUCUGUACAGCAGCCUGGUGGGGACUUCGGCUUUCCUGUGGUCACCCUGUAAACUGGUGUUGGACUUUCUGGUCUCGCUGGUUCAUAUGUUCAUCAGCAUCUUCAUACUGAACAUCUACGGCCUCCUGCUCACUGCCGCUAUUGCUCUAACGACCACCGCCUACCUGAACCCAGAGCUGACCCGACAGGCCGCCGUGCGAAUUGUGGAUUACCUGAGCUCCUUUCCUUCCCUUCGCAGACUUCAUCUGGCUCUCCACCGCCUUGCUUCAGCCUUGCGGAGCGCCCCGCGUUUUGUACGUGGUGCCAUGCAGCGCCUACCCAGGAUACUCCAUCACUUCUACCUGUUAGAGAGAGGACUUUGGCGGCAGCUGUCUCGACUCAGCAGCCAGUUAGGCCUGGCUCUGAGGACACAGCUCCACAGAGACAACAACAACAGAAUACGUGGCGACGGUGAUCCCGGAGAGGAGAGGCGGGACCCACCAGAUGGAAGAGCUGGAGAUGGAGCCCACCAGGAGCUGCUGGAUUUAGUUUUCCCCUCAUCAAGCACGGACAGACCGCUAAAGAAGCAGUCGUCUUCAGGUAAAGACGCUAAAGCUCUGCCUGCAGAGAAUCUGCUGACUCUACUGAAGGAGCAGGAGGACAGGAAGAAAUGUGUGAUCUGUCAAGACUGUACCAAGACGGUGGUGCUGCUGCCAUGCAGGCACCUCUGCUUGUGCACAGACUGUACGAACAUCCUGUUGAGGCAGCCUAUCUACCAACAGAACUGCCCGCUCUGUCGGCACAUGAUCCUCAACACCAUGGAUGUGUAUCUAUGAGGGACCAAUGGAAGUGGAUCUGACCACAUGGGACACUGUGUGUGCUUUAGGUUUUACCACCACUGACAUGAUGUUGUAUAAAGCUUUUACUAGGAUGUGCGAAAGGAUAAGUCUGGUAAUAUUCUACAUUUUUCCUGCUAUCAUCAAAAAAAAAUAAAAUCAACACAUCAUUCCAUCUCUUAAUACUUUCCCACUUCUCUACGCUGACAGUGGCACUCAGCCGCAAGCCCAUUCUGUUUUAGUGAUGUUGCAAGUCUUUAAAACAGGUGACAAAUAUGUAGUUUUAUUUUUAAAAAUAAACUACUGGGCUUUGUAAAUUUAAAUGUUACUCAAACGGGAGUAAACAGCAAGUAGGGUCUGUAUUUUUUUUGGGAUUUACUGACAGUGCAAAAAUAGAGGGUAUCACCAGACUUAUAGAAUUUGGUUUCAGAUCUGUGCACCUUUUUGAAAAGAUUUUAGAAAAGAAAUGCUUAGGAAAACACAUGCUGUGUCCCAGUUCCAUACUACAUAUCAACUGCAUACAGCACGCACUAUAAUCUUUAUAGUAUAGUGGUUUUACAGUUAGUGUUCAAGAAUUAAACAUAUUUAACUGUCUCAAACAAGGAGACAGCAAAGAGUAUUUCCAUAAAUGUAACUUUUCUGUUUUACCACCAUCCACAAUCAGUUCUUAUUCUUUCCAGCUGCGAGCAUUGCCUCCAUUUGCUUUGUGCAUUGCAUUAUGGGAUUGUGGGAAUCAGGAUGCGCGCUGACUGGUCCGAGUGUACCUUAUUUUGUGGCUCCUCAUACUCAAAUCCCGCUCAGAAUUAGUCUGUCGUAUGGAUUUGGGACACAGCUAGAUGCACCCGUUUAAAUAUUCCAGUAUUGCCAUGUUGAGUCUCAGGUCUCGUAGCCAUGGUAACCCAUCAGUGCCCUCCCCGAUGCUGAAAUGUUUACCACCACUCAUGUCUUAAAAUGUUUUGCAUUCAAAGUGGGCCAAGCUGUGAAGAAGUAAAACUUAGACUGUUAAUGCAUGAGUGUACAAAUGAUUCCACACAUGCUGUACGUGUGAAUGAUGUGUGUAUAACAGUGUAUUCCAUGCAACACGACCUUUUGUUCUGUUGUUAAAGCUUUUACCAUUUAAAUAUACCUCUGUAAAUGAUGACCACUUCACGCAGAGCCAUGUACAAAAAAAGGGGGGGAGGAAAAGUGAUUUAUAAUUUUCCAGUCAGGCCUGAUAAAAUAUGGCUUUAUUCCAUUUAUUUGUUCUAUUGAUAGGGCGUAUUCCAGUCUUCCAUCACAGGCAUAUUACAGUCACCACCAACACAUAAUCCAUAAAAGGUUUUCCCUUUCCUAUGUCAUUGUACUAAAACAGAUCUCUGUUGUAUAAAAGCACCGUAAACUAAUAACAUUUGACAAUUUCAUUUGCUUUUGUUUCUCAUUUGUUGCUGUCAAAGCUAAAGUGUUGAUAUUGAUCAGUCUUUAAAGUUUACAGGCCACUUUUGUGACACCACUUCCUUUUGUAUUAUUAUUGAUGGUGGUCAUCAUUUGUUUUUGUUUUUUCUUAAAGUCAUUUGUAUGAUUUGAAGAAAUUAGAUUCCUGCAUUGUUUAUGUGACUGGAGCUGUUAUACCAGUGAUUGGCAUUAUUAUGUUCCCUGCUACACUUCACAGAUAUCAUUAAUGAAAGUGGUCCAAAUGUCAGGUUUUGAUAAGUUUGUAAAGGAUUUUUGUGGAGACCAGACUGUAGUCAUUAUAGACGACUCCUCCAAGGUUGCAAUUGACUGAAAGCAGCCCACAUGACCAUCAUCUAUUGCUGCCUGCAGUUUGUAUGACACAGUGUAAGACAAUGUGAUUUGAAGAAGUGAAUGUAACUUUUUUAAAUGCUAUGGCUGCCACAUAACAGGCAAGUCUUCUGUUCGUAA